Tigriopus californicus is the source of this 1030-nucleotide messenger RNA. Its product is annotated as corrinoid adenosyltransferase MMAB-like. The transcript has 3 exons. Gene Ontology annotation, molecular function: corrinoid adenosyltransferase activity. The record is from RefSeq and is a predicted model, not a curated record. Bases 118 to 915 code for a protein of 265 amino acids. Lineage: Eukaryota; Metazoa; Arthropoda; Copepoda; Harpacticoida; Harpacticidae.
AUUUUUAUUGGACGGAAAAGUCAUUGAAUCAGCUGACGUCUUCCAUUCAGCCAAUCAAACAAAACGAGUUAUUUAUGAACAAUAUUGCAUUGGCAGCUUGUAUUUUAUUUAACUAUUAUGAUUGGCGCUCUCGGAUUGAGACGCUUGUCCCUAGGGAGUCUUGAACUAUGCCAUGGAUGUGCCUGUCAGACUUUGGCCAACAAGUUCAGUUCCACCUCUUCAAUCAGCUGCUCGCCCAAUGAAGAAUCCCCAAAUCGACCCAAGAAAGUAAGGAUGAAAUCCAAGGACACGCCUCUUCGGAUUUACACCCGAACCGGAGAUGGAGGCAACUCUUCGUUAUUUACCGGCGAGAGGAGGCCCAAGAGCGAUAUCAUCUUUGAAGCCUUGGGGUCGAUUGACGAACUAUCUUCGCAUAUCGGUCUAAGCAUGGAAUACGCUCAAGAAAACAAUCACGAUUAUGUAGAAAAUCUGCAACGAGUCCAAUGCAUAUUGCAAGAUGUGGGUUCCGCCCUAGCCACGCCUUUUUCCUCGGCCCGAAACACUCACCUUGAAAAGACGACCUUCAAUAAACGCCACACGGAGGAGCUUGAGGAGUGGAUUGAUCACUACACGAAAUUACUUCCUCCCUUAGAGAACUUCAUCUUGCCCGGAGGCGGAAAAACCUCGUCCUCACUCCAUAUUACUCGAUCUGUUUGUCGACGAGCCGAACGCCGAAUUGCGCCCUUAGCCUCGAAUGAAGAGGUGGAUAAAGAGUUGUUGAAGUACGUCAAUCGACUAUCUGAUUUCCUAUUUACCAUGGCUCGCUAUGCUGCUCAAACCGAUGAGAAGGAGGAAACCAUUUAUACACGACCAGAUGUGAGGAUAAAGGGACCGGAGUAUAGUGCCAGGGCCGAUGGUUUGUGGAAGAAAGCGUAGAUCACGUAGACUUUCGGCAACUUAAUUCAUUCUUCCUGUCGUGGCUGACAACUUCACUAUUUGUCAGAGCCUCUUGAUUGGUAUCUGAGCAAUACAAAAAAAAAUUGCCCUCGAA